AUGGAUGGUGAAGAUGGGGGCCCUUUGUCUGAUGCACAGCGAUCAAGAUUUAAUGCGUUGAAAACACUUGGAGCGCCUGUGCAACAUGAUGAUGAAAACAUCUGCUUUGGAAACCGGUCUCCCUCCAGGUCAGCCCAAGAAGAUUAUGACCAUGGUGGCCAGGCCUGUGAACCUUCAUCUCCCAGGAAUCAGCUUCUCAUGCCUGGAAUCAGCAUCCUGGAGAAACUCAUCAAGACCUGCCCCGUGUGGCUUCAGCUGGGCAUUAGUCCUGAGAGAGCCUCCGAGAUCCUGCAACGAGAGGCAACCGGGAUUUUUCUGGUGAAGAAGAAUUUGAAUCUCAAGAAAAUGGUUCUUUCUGUUCGUUUCCCAGACCGUAGUGGAGCGCCACACAUCCAAGACAUUCUCAUCAAAGAAGAAAAGACAUUGCUCUAUCUGGAAGGUUCUGUCCUUGUGUUCGAUGACAUUUUUAAACUGGUUGCCUUCUACUGUGUCAGCAGAGAUGUGCUGCCGUUUACUCUAAGCCUACCCCAGGUAAUAAAAGAGGCAACCAAAUAUGAACAUCUUGAGACUGUAUCAAGCCUUGGAUCAGAUUUCUGGGGUUCUUCUCUCAACCGAAGAGUUGAUGUUAUCAAGGGCUGUACUCUCAGCAGCAGCAACAGUAGCCUUCGAGCUGGCCAGCAUUUUUCUAAUAAUGCAAGUCAGUGCUCAUGUGAGAUUGAGCUGUCCAUAGGAAAUGACAGGCUGUGGUAUGUAAAUCCUAUUUUUAUCGAAGAGUAUUGCAACAGCCUGCCUUCAACUGCACCUAUUACAAGAAGCCAGAGUCUGACUACUUCAAAUUCAAUUCAGCCCAGAUACAAGAGACCUCCUCCCAUACCUCCCAGAACUCGGACAGCAGAAGAGCUGUUUCCUAGUGUAAGGGAAGCUAAGGACCCAUCUUCCACAGUUCCAAGCCCACAAAGGGAAGAGGUGAAAAUUGGGCAGAAUGAAGAAGGAAGCAACAGUGUGACACAAAUGGCUGAGAAAAUGGAAAGCAGCGUGGUAGAAAUCAAGCCCCAAAAGAAUUUUCGGAUACCUCCAGUUCCUCCAAGAAGGCGAGUGUCUGAAAAGUUCUCUGAAGAGGUUGCUGUCAAAGAGGAGAUUACUGUAUUAGUGGAGAAUCAAGGAGAUUCAGUACCUGUUGCUACUUUGAUCAGUAUCGAAGACCUCCAAGAGACUGUGCAAAACACCCCUUCUCCCAAAGGAGAGGAACUGCCUAAGCCAAGCCCAGUUAAGGAGCAACCUGCUGUUGUAGAACCUAAAAGUGUUCCUCAAAACACCCAGGCGGUCCAGCAAACAUCUAAGAAAACAGCCCCAAUUCCCCCACCAAGGAGGAAGAAACAAAUGACGGCCAAUGCAAAAGGACUGAAUUCGGAGAAGUCAAACUCAACAGCAACAAAAGACACAUCACAAAACAAACCAAACAUCUCUCCUAAAAGCUCAAGCACCCCUGCUCUGUCGCAGAAGUCCAUGAAUUUGGUCGAACUCAAGGUUUCAGACACCUCCCUCUACUCACCAGAAGGAAACCCACCAGCCCCUUCUUUGGACCAUGACUCUUAUUCCACAAGCAGCACAGAAGACGAUUUUGAGCACAGACCUGCAUAUCCUAUGAAGAGACACCCCACUAUCAUGCUAGACAAGGCCAAGCAGCGGCUGUCCAUGGUCAACCUUCCUAACAUGUUCACCAUCUUCCUGUCUUCUGACCGCAAGAUCCGGAAGAAGAUCACAGAACUGGUGCAGGAUAAGGACUCCUACUUUGGGAACCUGGUGCGGGAUUACAAAACCUUCACUCUGGAGACUAUGAAGAAACAUUCCUCCAGUACUGAGAUGCUGCAGGAGAUCCGGCAGAUGAUGACACAGCUGAAGUGCUAUUUAAUACAGAGCACAGAGCUGCAGGGACUGGAGGAGACUGCUGGUUAUUCAGACGACAGAUUAGAAGCUGUCAUUGAGGCUGCAUUGUGCAAAAGCGUCCUGAAACCACUAAAGGAGUCCAUUUACACAGGCUUGAAGGAAAUCCAUACGAAUGACUUGUCUCUCAAGAGUCUCAAAGAGAACCAACAAGUCAUUCUGAACACCACCACUACAGACUUGGGGGUGACCACCAGCGUGCCGGAGACCCCCGUCAUGGAGAAGAUCCAGCAGAAGUUUACGUCUAUGCACCAGGCCUACUCCCCAGAGAAGAAGAUAGCUACCCUGCUGAAGACAUGCAAGAUUAUCUACGAAUCCAUGUCCAUAGGAUGCCCAGGGAAGCCGCAUGGCGCUGAUGAUUUCCUGCCAGUGCUGAUGUACGUCCUGGUCCGAAGUAACCUGCCCGCUCUGCUGCUGGAUGUGGAGUAUAUGAUGGAGUUAAUGGACCCCACGCUGCAGCUUGGAGAAGGCUCUUACUAUUUAACUACCACCUAUGGUGCCCUGGAGCACAUUAAGAAUUACGACAAGCUGGCAGUCACUCGGCAGCUCAGCCUGGAGAUCCAGGAUUCCAUUCACCGCUGGGAGCGCCGCAGAACUCUGAACAAGGCCAGAGUCUCCAGGUCAUCAGUGCAGGAUUUUAUCAACGUCUCAUUCAAUGAAGCAGGGUCCAACACAAAGACUCUGGGGGCCCGGCCAGACACCACGGCUGAGGACCUGUGUCGACAGUGUACUGAGAAAUUCGAGGUCCUGGAGCCUGAGAGGUAUGGGCUCUGUGUGCUGGUGGAUGGGAUAUACCAACAACUGGGUCCACAGGAGCUCCCUCUCACAGUCAAGGCCACGUUCCACCACAGCGAGCCCAAGAAAGAGUAUUAUUUUGUAUACAAGCCUGUGAGCUCUGAGGAGGGGAAAGACAGUGAACCACCACUCAAAACUGAGAGCUUGAUUUGAGACAUUCUGUGAAAGGAAGGUCUACUGUUUUUGGCCUUUGGUUGGUGUGAAAGAAAAGUUCUGGAGAAGUCUACAACAAAGUUGAUCUUCAGAAUGUCUUCAGAUUGAAAUAAUCUUGUUGCAUGUCUUUUAUGAAGCUGGCCACAAGGUGGAGUUUACUGACUAUCAAUUGAUAGUUGACUUGAUGGACUACUGAAGUUGUGUUGUUCGGUGAUUUGGCAAAUAGAUUUAUAUUUGGUUCACAGUGAGGUGAAAGGCAUGUCUUUCAGCUGAUGUUUACAUUUAUUUACAAUGGAUAUUAUAUUUUGUCCAGGUAGGUCUUAUAAACAGUACACAUUACACCAUUUUUUUCUUGGUUCUCCUUUGUGGACCUUUUAAAAUCUCUGUUGAAGGAUAUUCAUUUUUAACAAUAUUAAAGCCUAAUUACUUUGCCAAUUUUCAAGCACAGUGCUACAGAAAAAUACAAUCUUAGGAUUUCAAAACACGAACUGUUAGACCUCAAAGCCGCUCAUAUGCAUAGCCUCUUUUAAUAUUUUUGGUUAGUUCUGUAUUUAUCUUUUUGUACUGCCAUUUUUGUAUAACUGUAUAUGUGCAAGUAUGUGUUCUGUCUUUUGGAUAAGAUGUAAAACUGAGGUCCAAUUGUAAGUGACUCUGCAGCUGCAGUUGUUGAUGCAUAGUUCACCCCCUAAUCUCUAGGUCGCUUUGGAUAAAAGCAUCUGCUAAAUGACUAUUUCAUAAUAUUAAUAGAGAUCAAGGGUGUCCAAUCACAAUCCUGGAAGGCCAUUCCAUUUCAGGUUUAAUAGGUAAAAUUAUGUUAUGAACUACUUUAGGGUCUGGAUGGAGGUUUAAUUGGUUCCAUUAAACAAUUUAGAACAGGGUUAGAACAAAGACCAGGAGUGGAAGGUCAAACUUUGGCCACCCCUGAUAUAGAUAUCUUCCAUUUUAAGCCAGAUGUAUUUGCAUUUAAUAACAUGGUAGGCCUAAAGCUUUACAAUAUGAGCUGUUCACUUUCGCUUUGUUUAACAUGAUGGGAGUCCAAAGUUUUGAAGAAUUUCAGCCUUACCAUUGAAUUUAUUGUUGCCAUGGACCUUUUUUUAAAUUGACAAUGAAGUUGUUUUUAUACUUUUAAUCAAAUCUAUAUAGAUAUUUGUAUUAUCUUAUUGGAAUGUAUUUUGUAAAAAAAUAAUAAUAAAAAUGAAAGGGUUAUUUCUUUUCAAUUUAAGUCUUCAAGGACCAGUGGCAUUGUGUUAUUUGGCUUCGAUUAUAGAAAUAUUAAAGAUUAAAAAUAAGAUGUCAAGCAGUUUAAAUAGAAACUUAUGUACUGAAAAUGGUCAGAUAAGUAUCACCAAUCAAGGAGCAGAAACACACUGAAAGUAGAAAACUGCCAAUGCUUUAAAUAUUAUGUUUAAGGGAACAACAAUUAAAACCAAAAAUAACGAUGCAAGUUUGGAUUAGGGACAGGUUAUUAGCAUGGCCACUUGUCUUUAUAAUUGAUGAUUCCAACGGUAAUGCACUACAUGUACUUUAGAGCUACUGCAUACCUUUUGGGGUUUAUAGAUCAUUUGGGAUUGUCUUCUUUUAAAAGUAUUUUACUGUCCAAGGCCACAACCUGUUUGGAUUCUGAUAAUCCUAUACAGAAUGUAAUCACAACUGAAUCCAGUAAGUAGAUAAAGGUGGCAUGUAUCCCCAUUACCACAUCUUUUCAUUCCCACUCCUAUUUAUUACUGUAGUGCUUUGAAUGCCAGAAUUACAUUAUAUUGACUGGCUUGUUUUAUUGAUUGAAAACUAGAGGCAAACAGGCCCGUCAAAUGCAGGGAUGUCAUGUGUUGUUUAACAAUAUCACUCAAGGAGCGGUGUUGCUGAUAACAAUCAGUGUUUGCAUGUGUUUCUAGGGAACACACAAGGCCUUUGGCCAUUUCACCAGCCUGGUGAAUUAUAUUUGCUUUGUCAGCAGCUUCAAUUAAAAAAAUCAAACAGAAUGACUUUCAAAAAAACAAAAUAAUUGGUCAUUAUUAUUACACAAUAAUACAGCACACCCCAUCCUCUGCCGUGAGCCUAAAGGCCAGUUUGUUUCCUCAUUUAUAUUGAAUUUAGAACACAGGAAGAAACAAAAACCUCUCUCUAAUAGUUUUGUUUUAUUGAUUAUAAACAUUGGCUAGAUCUGUUGCAGACUGGAUCAGGCAGUUUUGUAUUUAACAAGUCCUAUAUUUACUUUGAAUAUGGAAGUUACAAAGCUAGUCAUUGCACUUCAGAAACGCAAUCCUGGCAUGCAUUGUUUAUACCAUUAUCUACUACGUGGAUUGUUUGCAAGUUAUUUUCCUUUAUUACAGCCACAAUUUAGACACUUCAAAUUUGCAACUUUAAACAAAGUGGUAUUCCAUAAGCAAGGAUGUAUAAUGAUGUUGGAGACAUCAGCACCUUUAUAGUGGGCUCAAAGGAGGGGGCUGAAAAAAGGGGUUUACAAAGGUGAACAAACCUACAACAAAGGUGAAUUUCUGGGCCAUGGCUGGGGCUGAAUAGCGCUUUGUAAUUCUUCCCGCAGGUGUUAACACAGUUAACCUGUUUAACUGUACUUGGUGCCUUGUUACUUCUUCUGUGCUACCUGCUUAUGCAGUACAAAUACCCUUGUGCUGGGAUACCGCCAACUGAAAAUGACACACAGAAAUGCACUGCACCUUUUUGUUUCAAAGCUUUUAAAAAUAACGGGUUAAGAUCAUUAGUGUUUCUAGUCCCAAUAGUAAGAUGAACAAACUUUUUUUUUUUUUUUUUUUUUUUUUUUU
This is a messenger RNA of Polyodon spathula (Mississippi paddlefish), 5672 nucleotides long. RefSeq names its product ras and Rab interactor 3-like. Gene Ontology annotation, molecular function: guanyl-nucleotide exchange factor activity; small GTPase binding. Lineage: Eukaryota; Metazoa; Chordata; Actinopteri; Acipenseriformes; Polyodontidae. The transcript has 11 exons. Gene Ontology annotation, cellular component: cytosol; endocytic vesicle. Gene Ontology annotation, biological process: signal transduction; vesicle-mediated transport. The record is from RefSeq and is a predicted model, not a curated record. The coding region runs from base 1 to 2892 and encodes 963 amino acids.